This is a messenger RNA of Penicillium pulvis, 480 nucleotides long. RefSeq names its product EXPERA domain-containing protein. The transcript has 3 exons. Gene Ontology annotation, cellular component: endoplasmic reticulum. The record is from RefSeq and is a predicted model, not a curated record. Lineage: Eukaryota; Fungi; Ascomycota; Eurotiomycetes; Eurotiales; Aspergillaceae. The coding region runs from base 1 to 480 and encodes 159 amino acids.
AUGCUUCGCAGAGACUAUGCAUACCUUUUCUUCUUCCUCAUCCAUAUCCCUAUCAUCUUCCUAAUCGACACGGUCCCCCUCCAACCGAACUUCCUUCGCACCGACCUGUCUAAAUCCCUGCGCGAUUUCUACAUCACGACCUACCGCGAUAAAUUCUUCGAAGAACCCGCCCCAGUCUGGUUCACCACUUUUAUUUGGAUGGAACUGCUGUACCAUGUUCCCCUGAGUGCGUGGGCCGUUUGGGCAUUACUCCGAGAUCAUCCGCUUGUGCCUGUGAAUCUUCUUAUCUUUGGCGUUCAAGCUUGUGUGACGUCUUUAACUUGUUUGGUGGACGUAUGGAGUUGGGAGGAUCGCUCGACCGACGAGAAGGUGCAGAUCACGUAUUUGUAUGGACCUUAUGUGGCUUUGGGGGCCUUGAUGGCUUUGGAUAUGGUUUUCCGGUUACGAGACAAACUUACCCCCAAGCCCAAACGCGAAUAA